Messenger RNA from Schistocerca cancellata (South American locust), 2351 nucleotides. RefSeq names its product solute carrier family 35 member E3-like. The coding region runs from base 33 to 1040 and encodes 335 amino acids. The transcript has 7 exons. Gene Ontology annotation, molecular function: antiporter activity; nucleotide-sugar transmembrane transporter activity. Lineage: Eukaryota; Metazoa; Arthropoda; Insecta; Orthoptera; Acrididae. The record is from RefSeq and is a predicted model, not a curated record. Gene Ontology annotation, cellular component: Golgi apparatus.
UGUUGUGUCUGUUAGGCUUCCCUUCAUUUGUUAUGUUUUGCCGCUCAGCGGAUGUGAUUGAAGUGUCCGAAGUUUCAAACUUCAAAAUGAGAAAAAGAAUGAACAAAGAAACAGUUACCUCGUUUUUCCUAUUUUUUAACAUAUGUUGUUCUAUAUGUAUUGUACUCUUAAAUAAGUGGGUAUAUGUCCACAUAGGUUUCCCUAAUAUCACUUUAACUUUUCUGCAUUUCGUUGUUACUUACAUCGGCUUGGAAGUAUGUAGAAGAUGCAGUGUUUUCGUAAAAAAGUCUCUGCAGGUUAAGGACAUUAUUUCGGUAGCUAUAACAUUUUGCGGGUUUGUGGUUUUUACGAAUCUUAGCUUGCAGCAUAACACUGUAGGUACUUUUCAAAUCGCUAAAUCAUUGACGACGCCUUUCAUCAUUAUCUUGCAAAUGAUGUUAUAUGGGAAAAAGUUUUCUGUGCGCGUGAAGUUGACGCUGAUUCCAAUAACAGUCGGUGUUUUCCUGAAUUUUUAUUAUGAUCUGCAGUUCAGUUUCUUAGGGACGGUGUACGCUUCUGUGGCUGUGGUUGUAACGUCAUUUUAUCAAGUGCUUGUCAGUAAAAAGCAGCAGGACUUGCAAGUGGAUCCUAUGCAACUUCUGUACUACCAAGCUCCAAUAUCAUCAUUGAUACUACUUAUACUUUUACCAUUCAUUGAACCAGUAGUGUUCACAAUAUCCCACAACUGGAGAACUGCAGAUGUUUGCAUGAUACUUGCAUCAUGUUUCAUUGCCUUUUUUGUAAACAUCUCAAUAUACUGGAUCAUUGGAAACACUUCGCCACUGACAUACAACAUGGUUGGACACCUUAAAUUUUGUGUCACCAUGCUAGGUGGUGUACUGUUGUUUGAAGAUCCUCUUCAUAUUAAUCAGGGUGUUGGUAUUUUCCUCACAGUUAUUGGGAUAACUUCUUAUGCACAUGUGAAGGUUACUGAGCUGAGACCAGUGCCCAAAACAGUAGAAGAAGGUUUCCAAAUACUCCCUGGUGGUAGGAUUAGCUAGUUUUGUUUCUGGAAGCUGAGCACUGGUUAAUGUGGCUGAAACCUUUUCAGUCUCGCCAUCAUCUUCAUUCUACAGACAGACAAUUUUUCUCAUCUAGGAACUCGUGCUCAUCUUGUGUCAAAAUGCAGCAUUUGUAUUCUAAAAGAGAAAAUGAUAUUGGUAUAUUGCAACAUUCUUAUCACCGCAGUAGUUCAGUGACAAUUUAAGAAAGAAUUAUUGGCAUGUAAAACAGUAAAUGCACAUUUGUUCUGUAUCUUAUGAACUGUAAUUCUUCAUAGCAAAACAAAUGUGCCCAAACAUUGGUGAUGCUGUUUAUGAGUAAAAGGUGAAAUUUUAUAUUUAAUUUAUCAUGAUGCAGUGCUUGUUUAUGAGUAAAAGGUGAAAUUUUAUAUUUAAUUUAUCAUGAUGCAGUGCUUGUUUAUGAGUAAAAGGUGAAAUUUUAUAUUUAAUUUAUCAUGAUGCAGUGCUUGAUAGUUAAGUUGUAGCAUUCAUGUAUGUAUGUUAAGUGUGUAAACAUGAUCUAGUUCAAUCCAGUGUGCAUAACAUGCCAUAGGAAUCUUUUAGUUUUAAUAAAACCUUGUCUACUGAUAAGUAUAAACAUUAAUUGAUCUAUGUGAAAAGACAAUAACAAAAUAUUAGUUUUGUAUGAUAUGCAUUCACAUGCUUUUUAGUAUAUGCACUAAUGUGCACUUUUUUUACAAUUUCAGGGACAACAUGUAAUGUCAAUAUCUUUACUAUGUAAAGAAGAUAUGAUGAAUGCAUUAAGACAUGACAUCCUCAUACCAUAAUUAUAUUUACUUGUUUAUCUUUCACAAAUCUGUAAUUCAUUCAUUCAUGGCCAAAAGUGCUAUUUGUGAUACAUUUCUCUACAUGUUAUUAAGGAAUACAUGUUAUACAUAUACAAAUUAGAACUGUGUGUUUAUAUUUUGAUUCAGAUUCAUGUUAUUUGGACCAGAAAUGUAUGUAUUUCCUCUUGUAUUUGUCCUGCUAAGAAGUGACCCAAACAUUGUGGUGGUAUAAUAAUAUACUGGAAACAGCAACAGCAGCAGCAGCAGCAGCAGCAACAAUAAUAACAAUUAAAAGAUUCUUAGUUUAACUAAGGCUAGCCAUAGUGGUUGGGCUUUUUGCUCCAUCAAAAGCACAUGAUAUAUUAGACAUUGAUAACUUGAUGCUUGCUGUUUCCUGUCCAUUAAAUAUUUCCUGAUAAUUUUGAGAAAUGUUCCCUUUCCCAUGGAAUUUACAUCAAGGAAAUGUUAAAUGUAUACAUCAAAAGUGGACAGGUCAACAUUAAAAUGAUACAUUAGCUGUGAA